AAUGUACUCUACGAUUAAGACAAAAAAAUAUCAUCAAAUUUCAAAAGUUAGGUUUCUCUCCAUCACCACUGUCCAUAAUAAAUACCUUUCCGUUAAAGUUGAAACUUUAUCAACAACACUCAGACAUCCCACAUUCCCACCUUUCCUAUGAAAAAAGCAUUAUCAAUACAAAAUUACAUAAGAAUUUCUCCACCAUUAUACUUAGAUUCAAGCAAUUAAACUUACCCAAAAUGAAUUAUACAACCAAAUGUUUAUUCUUUUUCCUCCUAUUAUCAGUUUCAUCAAAAGCUCAAUUUCCCACGGUUAAUCCUUAUGAAUUUCUCCACAUUAUUCCAAAUCCAGACGGGUCAAUAACCCGACCCAAAGAAUUCUUCCCAAUUGUUCCACCCAACACUUCUUCUUCUCUUGCUUUCUCUAAAGAUGUCCCUCUUAACCCGGGUAAAAAAACAUGGGUUCGGGUCUACUUACCCAACAUACCCGAACCCGUUACCAACCUCCCAAUUGUGGUAUUUGCUCAUGGUGGUCAAUUCAUUCUUUUGAGCACAGCUAGUCCACAAUUUGAUUUUUUUUUAUCCAACACGGCGAGUCGACUCGCCGUGUUGGUUGUCUCGGUCGAGUAUCGACUCGCACCCGAACAUCGCCUCCCAGCUGCAUACGACGACGUUUUGGAGGCGUUGUUUUGGGUGAAAGAAAGAAAAGAUGAGUGGGUGGGUAAAUACGGUGACGUUUCGAGGUGUGUUCUUAUGGGUGAGAGUUCAGGGGGUAAUAUUGCGUACAAUGUUGGAUUACGAGCGUCUGAUCUAACACGUGAAUUACAUCCGUUGAUUAUAAGAGGUUUGGUAUUGAUCCAACCAUUUUUUGGUGGAGUAGAUCCGAAUAGUGUUAAGGCUGGUAAUCUUCAAGUAGUGAUUGAUUUAUUAUGGAAUAUGAGUCUACCAAUUGGAGCUCAUAAGAAUAAUCCUUAUUUUAAUCCGAUGUUCGGUGGCGGGUCAAGUAAUUUGGGGAAAAUUAAGGAUAUGGGUUGGCGGGUAGCGAUUGCGGGUUGUGAUGGUGAUUUUUUGUUUGAAAGACAAUUUGAGGUGUUUGGAUUUCUUAAGGAACGAAGGUUGGAUGUUGUUGAUUAUUUUUGUAGAGGAUAUUAUCAUGGUGUUUUUGUUGGAGAUCCUACUCAAGCUCAAAAACUAUAUGACUUAGUAAGAAAUGUAUUUUCUUUUAAUAUGAUUUCUUGAAUGUUUGUUAUGUUCUUUUGUAUAAGCUUGUCUUAUAUGUAUUCAUCAUUCUCGUGUAUUAUUGAUUUAUUGUUGCAUAUCAUAUAUUGAGUAACUAGACAUUGAAACUUAGCUUCAAGUUUUCAUGCUAGCUAGAUUUUCAAUUGGUACUAGAAUAUUGUUGUUUCCAAGGAUGAUGUAAACAUUUGUUUAAUUAUCCAUUAUAAAGUUCUAUUGGAGUUUCA
Molecule: messenger RNA, 1453 nt
Organism: Beta vulgaris subsp. vulgaris (sugar beet)
Lineage: Eukaryota; Viridiplantae; Streptophyta; Magnoliopsida; Caryophyllales; Amaranthaceae
Product: probable carboxylesterase 120
Exons: 1
Coding region: 231-1229 (332 amino acids)
Molecular function (GO): hydrolase activity
Source: RefSeq, a predicted model, not a curated record